AUGAUUGCCAAAAGUGCAAAAAUUAAAAGAUACGAUCAAAGGAUUAACCAGUUCAGACAAAAUCGAAUAUUUAGUGUUGACCAGAAUUUUUUUUACAAGGAAUUGAAUGGAGGUGAAAUUAGAACAAACGAGGUACCAGAUGCUGAGGAGAGUAGAAGGUUUUGUGGUGAUAUUUGGUCAGUUGAGAAGGAACAUAACAAAGGUGCAGAGUGGCUGUCUGAGUUAAAGUAUGAAGUUAAAGGGAAACACUCACAGGAAGCGGUCAAUAUAAGUAUCGAAAGUGUCAGAAAACAAGCUAAGAAAAUUCCAAACUGGAAGUGUCCUGGCAAAGAUGUUGUCCAGGGAUAUUGGAUCAAAAACCUGACUAACAUGCAUGACAGAAUUGCUGAUCAACUAAAUAACAUUUUGAUGGGAACGGAUACCCUUCCCAAGUGGUUAACACAUGGAAGGACAGUGUUGUGCCAAAAGGAUCCCAGGAAAGGGAAUGCAGUUGAGAACUAUAGGCCGAUAACGUGCCUUCCACUGAUGUGGAAACUGGUGGCAGGAAUCAUAGCUGAUCAAAUGUACGAUUACCUAGAAAGAGAAUAUCUACUACCUGAUGAACAAAAAGGUUGCAGGCGAAGGAGCCGGGGUACAAAAGAUCAGUUAUUGAUUGACAAAACAACCCUGAAGGAUUGCAAGAAAAGGUACACUAAUCUGGCUAUGGCGGGGAUAGACUAUAAGAAAGCUUGUGACUUUGUUCCCCAUAGUUGGAUUAGUGAGUGUAUGGAAAUGUUUGGAGUUUUUGCAAAGAAGCAUGUUGCAGUGGAAGUUGUCCUUAACUUCCAAUGGAGAGGAACUUGGCGAUGUGGAUGUAUGGAAUUUGGAAUCAAGAAAUGUGGAGUUCUAGUCCUAAAAAGAGGGAAGAUUGUAAGAUGUGAGGGCAUAGAAUUACCGAAUGAUGAGAUAAUAAAAGAAGUGGGACAAGAAGGAUAUACUUAUCUGGGUAUUGUGGAAUUAGAUAAGGUGAAGGAGAAGUAA
This is a messenger RNA of Penaeus indicus, 1020 nucleotides long. RefSeq lists its product as uncharacterized. Bases 1 to 1020 code for a protein of 339 amino acids. The record is from RefSeq and is a predicted model, not a curated record. The transcript has 2 exons. Lineage: Eukaryota; Metazoa; Arthropoda; Malacostraca; Decapoda; Penaeidae.